GUACAGCCCAUGUGCGGUCAUGUAACAGCACGAUCCGGGAAGUAGCAGGCAGUCCUCUCCGGAGAUGUGGGGAGCAAUGCUGUGGUGUCUGCUGCUUGCCUUGUCCGGGCUCAGCCUGGCCCAGGACGUGCCCCCGUACACAGAAGAUUGCAGAAGUGGAACCUACCCUCCCAGUGGCCCUACGUACCGAGGAGAUGUCUCCUGGUACACAGUGAAUCUGGACCAACCACCGAGUGAUCGAUGGAGGAAGAUAAUAAGUGAUAAGAAACAGCCACUAACAGCAAUGAUGCAACAUAUUAAGGACCUGACGAAAUAUAUCUUUCAUACUGAGAAACUUAUCGACUUGGUGGAUACGAAACUGCCAGGUCUUGUUGGAAAGCUUCCACCGCCAUUUGAUGAAGAAAUUAAAGGAAUUGCAGAUGAAUCUGGAUUGCCAUUAGGAGAAGUCAUGUUAUUCAAUAUCUUCUAUGAAAUCUUCACCGUGUGCACGUCUGUCGUGGCAGAGGAUACAUCUGGAAAGUUAUUACAUGCCAGAAACCUGGACUUCGGGUUAUUCCUUGGAUGGGAUGUGAAGAAUAGUACGUGGAUGAUCUCUGAGCUGCUCAAACCUUUGGUUGUCAAUGUAAACUUCCAACGAAACAAUAAGACCGUUUUCGUGUCUACGGGCUUUGCUGGAUAUGUUGGAAUGUUAACUGGAAUGAAACCAGGAAUACUGACUCUCACCAUGAACGAGAGAUUUAGUCUUGAUGGUGGCUAUAUUGGUGUUCUUGAAUGGAUCUUGGGAAUAAGGCAAGGGGCUUGGAUGAGCUUUCUCACCAGAAGUGUGCUGGAGAAUGCUACAAGUUAUGAGGAAGCCAAAACCCUUUUGUCAAAAACAGUUCUGCUAGCACCUGCUUACUUCAUACUGGGUGGCAACCAAUCCGGGGAAGGCUGCGUGAUCACUCGCUCCAGACAAUCCUGCCUUGAUAUUUGGGAGCUCGAUAUUCAGAAAGGCAAGUGGUAUGUCCUUGAAACAAACUAUGACCACUGGAAGCCACCCCUACCCAUUGAUAACAGAAGGGAUCCAGCAAUGAAGUGCAUGAAUAGGACCACCCAGAAGAAUAUUUCAAUUGCCACAAUCUAUGAUAUGCUGUCAACAAAACCUGUCCUGAACAAGCUUACGACAUAUACAACAGUGAUGUCCGUAUCUGAGAACAAGCUUGAAGGCUAUCUCCGGGACUGCCCGGACCCCUGCAUGCCUUGGUGAGGCGAACCCAUAUAAAGGAACCAGGCACCCUAGGCCUUUGUGCUAUAUACAGAGGGUCAGAAGAAAUACAACAUGCUGCCUUCUAAACUGGCCGGAGUAACGCACAUUACUAAACUGCUGCUAUUGUAAUUCUCUUUGAAGCCAAAUGCACUAGGAGGGAGUUUUAAUAAUAAUUUUAAUAGUUUUAAUAAUUCAGAUCCUGUCAGUUAUUUAAUCUACAGUACAUUGGACUUACUGAUUUAUUUUAUUCCUACAGUCAAGCUUGGUCACCUACAGCAAUGUUGACCUUCCAUAGUUCAGACCUUUGUGUCAGGGAAGACUAGUGAAGUGAGGUCACUCUGAGUACGGUUUUGGCAUUUGUGCCCAUUUUCCCUCUUUGUAAUCCUGUCUGUAUAUAUAAUCCUGAAGUGUAUAUAUAGGUAUCAAAAUCUCAGAAAAGCCCUUGAAGGGCUGUGGAGUUUGUGGGGCAGAGUUGGAGAUUAGGGAAUUUUCCCAGAAUUUGUUUCUGGUCUGAUUUUGAUUCCAUUUGAAUAAAUUUGGUUUGACUCAAAAGUA
Molecule: messenger RNA, 1801 nt
Organism: Bufo gargarizans (Asiatic toad)
Lineage: Eukaryota; Metazoa; Chordata; Amphibia; Anura; Bufonidae
Gene: ASAH1
Product: N-acylsphingosine amidohydrolase 1
Exons: 14
Coding region: 65-1246 (393 amino acids)
Biological process (GO): fatty acid metabolic process
Cellular component (GO): lysosome
Molecular function (GO): fatty acid amide hydrolase activity; N-acylsphingosine amidohydrolase activity
Source: RefSeq, a predicted model, not a curated record